Messenger RNA from Carica papaya (papaya), 1238 nucleotides. NCBI's taxonomy places the organism in Eukaryota, Viridiplantae, Streptophyta, Magnoliopsida, Brassicales, Caricaceae. The record is from RefSeq and is a predicted model, not a curated record.
CCCGAAAACCACGAACAAGCAAUAAGGCAAAUCUCAGUCGCUCUAACGAACCAAGUCUGUAUUCUGUAAUUUCUUUUCCAAUAUGGAUCAGCCUGCAACCGAUGAGCUGAUUCGAGUCACCCGCGAACCCAACGGGAUUGGUUUCGUCACGAUCAACCGUCCGAAGUUGCUCAAUUCGUUGACCAGAGCGAUGAUGGUUGACCUGGCUCACGCAUUCAAGGCUCUCGACAGAGACGAGACGGUGCAGGUCAUUAUCUUGUGCGGGUCGGGUAGGGCUUUCUGCUCGGGAGUGGACCUGACGGCUGCUGAGACGGUGUUUAAAGGAGACGUGAAGGAUGUGGAGACCGACCCGGUUGCGCAGAUGGAACGGUGUAGGAAGCCCAUAAUCGGAGCUAUCAACGGGUUCGCGGUCACGGCCGGGUUCGAGAUCUCUCUCGCUUGCGAUAUCUUAAUUGCUUCCAGAGGUGCCAAAUUCAUUGAUACUCAUGCUAGGUUCGGUAUAUUUCCUUCAUGGGGUCUCUCUCAGAAGCUUUCACGGAUUAUAGGAGCCAACAAAGCUCGAGAAGUAUCCUUGACAGCUAUGCCACUGACAGCUGAGAUGGCUGAGAAAUAUGGGUUGGUGAACUAUGUUGUGGAGGAGAGCCACUUGUUGAAGAAAGCCCGAGAAGUUGCAGAGGCUAUAAUGAAGAACAACCAAGAUAUGGUUCUUAGGAUAAAGUCCGUCAUUAACGAUGGCCUGAAGCUGGAACUUGGCCAAGCGCUUGCGCUGGAGAAGGUAAUUUCUUUAUAAUAUGAAUUCUCUUCUCAUGGUGAAAUUGCUUUAUAAUAUUAGAUUAUUUCUUUGUAAUAUGAAUUCCAUCUGGUGUGAAAUCGAAACAGAUCUUGUAUGUAUAUUCUUGAUGGCUAACUAUUGAUCAUAUCUAGAGCAUGGAAAGCAAUUUAGCGAGAUGCUGAUUAUGCACUGUUAAUUUUCCAUCAAUCUGAACUGCCAAAUUAGUUUGUUAUUACGAAAAAGAGAAGAAUAGACCAUUGAUGGCUGAAAGGAAGCUCGUGUCUUAGUUCCAAGCUGACCUUUGCGAUUCUUCUAUGUGUAAUUUAGCAUAAGAAACCUACAUUAUUAAUCUGAAAAGCAUUAGUAGGACUUGACUUCUCAUCCUUGUAGUGGUGAAAGAAGUGGCUGUACUAUCUUUACUGAGCCAUGAUCAGUACGUUUGCUCUGCAUGCUUCUCAUUUGUAUG